GGUUUCUGCCACAGUUCACUAGGAACAAUGACCGCAAUUUGUUGACUGUCAUGAUGUUGCAGAAUUUUGUAGUGGCCAUGCAGGUUUUGGAGGUGGUUAGAGGAAUGCAGACAGGCCUGGUGAUAGCAGAGAUACACUGGGAUUGGGGACUGGGACUAUUGUCGCUUCACUUCUAAGGUGUCAGAAUACACCUGAUUAUUUCAGAUCGACAAAAGAAAGACGCUCCUGAACUGACGGUGAGUUUAACCUUCAUGUCUUACUUUCUCUGUGGUAGCCUUGACCUGCGGUGAAAGUCUACCUGCUCAUUAAAACCUCAUUCUCUCUGUCCUACCUAAUCUCUCCACCCAGUCAUUCUCAACCCUUCCUUAGGUCUCCUCCCUCAUGGUUCAGCCGUAUAUAUUGGUGACACCUCUGGGAUUUCACUUCUUCACUGGGUCAUUUAAAAAGUGUUGUGACAGAGUGAUAUGCUGGAAUAUGAGCUAAAGUUGAGGAGCAGAGAGUUUUCUUUUUAAGGGUAAGACUAAAAAGAUCCUCUGUUUUUAUUUUAGGUGUUUUAUUUUGAAGACUGAAUAAAUAUGAUUCAAACUAAUCCAUGUUUGCGACUUAUCAGAGAUCUAUGUCUCCUCCGGCUACACCACAUGGGAUUGUUACUCUUUUCUCCUUCGAUGCAGAUCUUACCUCCCCUCCUGUGCUCCUUGCAUUCGGACAACAGGUGUCCAUGUCUCCAUCUCUGGCCAGAUCUGCUCCCAGCGAGCUCAACCAUUGGUGGAGCCAGCUGAGGUUUCGCCUACAGAACAAAAAAGGAUGGAACGAGAUGUUGGAUGAGACAUUUCUUCUCUACAGCAAAUAGUAAGACACUCAUAAAAAUACUCUUUUUUUGCUUCACUCUGUACUAAAUCAAAUUAUAUUUAGCCGAUACUGUGCUGUUGUAAAAGUAGUAUAUGUUUUUGUUUUUUUCCCCCCACAGUAUAAAUGACAUUCCUCUCUUCUACGCGGCUAAAAAGAACAGUGUCGGCUGCAUCAAGAAACUUCUCAGUUGUGCAUCCACGAACAUCUUUGAGAGAGGUGAGGCCACGCUGUAAUAACAACCUUCACGCUGUAGUGAUUGAAAGGUCUUCUGCAGUAUGGGUUGUAAUCUAUGUGUUAUUAAUCCUUCCCUGUAGGAGCGCUGGGUGAGACGGCGCUUCAUGUUGCGGUGAUGAACGAUAACCUGGACGCAGCGGAGGCUCUGAUUGACGGGGCUCCUGAACUCAUCAACGAACCCAUGACCUCUGAGCUCUUCCAAGGUUGACAUUUAUACAGCCACAUAAACAAGCACAAGCAGACAUCACAGAGUUUAUGUUUUUUUCUAUAUGUUAGGGGAUAAAAUGUUUAAAAUCAUGAAUGUAAAUAAGAAGAUGUAGAACAUUUAAAAGAAAGAGAUGAUAAAAGAUGUUUUAAGUAGGUUUAAAAGUUUAAAAAAUCUUCUCUCAUGGUCUCCUGGUGUCUUAGGAUAUGGUUAAUUAUCUUCUUUCAGAACAGAAUUUGAAUAUUUUCAUCCAUUUUAUGAUAAUUUUUUUAAGUUAAGCAGGUAAAACUGCUCAAAUAAGUCCAUUUUAACUGACAGAUAACUAAUAUACCCUGCUUUCCUUGUCUUUCUCAGGUGUUACUCCUCUCCACAUCGCUGUGGUGAAUCAGAACAUCAACCUGGUUCAUCUUCUGAUCAGUCGUGGGGGUGAUGUGACCACACCUCGAGUCACAGGUCUGUACUUCAGGAAGAGGAUAGGAGGACUCAUAUAUUACGGUGAGUCAGCCCACUUACCGUGAAAUACAGGGGGUUUCUGAUGCCAUGAUUGUUCCUAAUGAAUGUGUAUGAAGGAAAAGAGGUUAUUCUUGUUUUUUAUGGUGAAUGACACAAACCGCUGGUGAUUUUUAAAGUAAACAUUUGGUCAAACAGGGGAGCACAUCCUGUCUUUUGCUGCAUGCGCUGGGAACGAGGACAUUAUAAACAUGGUAAUCGAGGCAGGAGCCAGCACCAGAGUCCAGGAUUACCGUGGUAGGAAUGACUUCCCAUCCAUAUUUUUACAGUUGCAUCAGUCUGUUAUUAAAUCCACCAAUUCCUGUUCAGUUUUACCCUCUUGUACCUACCAUCUCAUGUCUCUACUCCCUUUUCUUCCCCUUAUUUUCCGUCUAGGUAACACAGUGCUUCACAUAUUGGUUGUGCAGCCCAACAAGACCAUUGCAUGUCAGGCCAUUGACCUAAUCAUGACACGAGAUGCAGAGCUGGACCAGUCAGUGCCGCUCGACAUGGUGCCAAACUUCAGAGGACUCACUCCUUUCAAGCUGGCUGCCAAAGAGGGAAACAUUGUGGUGAGUUCAGCCCGGUGGGGUUCACCGAGCGGAAAAUGCAGCAUGGAAGGUGGAGCGGAUUGUUGCUGUAAUCAUGUCCUAUAUGUGUGUUUCAGGCGUUUCAGCACCUGGUUAAUAAAAGAAAAGUGGUUCAGUGGAGCCUGGGCCCUUUGACUUCUAACCUGUAUGACCUGACAGAGAUCGACUCGUGGGCUGAUGACAUGUCCGUGUUGGAGCUCAUCGUAGGCAGUCACCAGAGAGAGGUAACAACACAAGGCAAAAUCUGGUGGAAUUUAAGAGAGAAAUACAGACAUAGAGGAGAGAUUUAUGUUUUAUUUUUCUUCAGGCAAGAGGGAUCCUGGAAGUGACCCCUGUGAGGCAGCUGGUUAGUCUAAAAUGGAACCUGUACGGGAAACAUUACUUCAGGUAUAAAAGAUGUCAGUGAUUAAAGUAAAACAUCUGAGCUCUGAGCACAUCCAGUCUUAUUUACGUGUGUUUUCUUCUCUCUUUUUCCUGCUCCAGGCUGCUAAUGUUACUAUAUAUCCUGUACAUUGGGACCUUCACUCUGUGUUGUGCAUAUCGCCCUCUAAAGGACGCUCCAGAGAACUACACCAAGUCAGACAUGGAUAAAACUAUCAGAGUACAGAAAACACUAAAUGUAAGUUCUGAACGCUUUAUUAUGAUAUUCAUGAUGUGUUGUUUUAUAAAUUAUUGAAGUACAGCAGUAGUUUGAUUUUUUUUCGUAGUAUCUAAAUAAAAAUGUGUGUUUGUAGUAUAGAUGCAGCAGGAGGUUAAGGCUUGAUCAAAUCUUUCUUCUUUAUUCAAAUCAUAAUAAGUCGAUCAGAGACUUUUGGCUUAAGUUAUUUAAAGACACCCUGUUUAUGGUAGUUUGGUUCUAACAUAAGCUCAAUUUUAUUCAUACAAAUCUUGGCUCUUUAUUUACCUCAUCGUCGCACACCUGCAUAUCACCCUGUACACUAUUAUUAUAUGUUAAUAAUAUGAGUUUAAUAUCAAAAACCUUCUAUUUUCUCUGUCUGUGCCUCAGGAAAGUUAUCUAACAUAUGAAGACAACCUGCGGUUGGUGGGUGAGAUCAUCAGUGUCCUGGGCGCUUUAGUCAUCCUGCUGCUAGAGGUGAAUUUAUGAACCAUGGCCCUUCUUCUUUGCUGGGUUAUUCAAUAUAUUUUGUAGACAUCCUUUAAUGAACCUCCUCUGCCAACAGAUCCCUGAUAUACUGAGAGUGGGGGCAAGGCGCUACUUUGGUCAGACAGCACUGGGGGGCCCAUUUCAUGUUAUCCUGUGAGUUGAAAACUUUGACUGUAUGAUAAAAGCACUCCUGAGCAAGAGAAAAGAUGAUUUAGUGAUUAAUCGAGUUUUUACCUGUCUGCUCUUUCCUCCAGAAUCAGCUACGCCUGCUUGGUGGUGCUGCUGUUAGUGUUCAGGGCCUGUGGGGUGCAGGGAGAGGCCGUGGUGAUGGCGGUGUGUUUGGUCCUUGGCUGGUGUAACGUCAUGUUCUUCGCCCGUGGUUUUGAAAUGCUCGGCCCUUACGUCAUCAUGAUACAAAAGGUAGGACUCAGGUCGGACAAGGCGGUGGUGACAAAUCCCUCCGAAAGACAGUCUUACAGUUGAACUAAUGAUUUUGGGAUUCGUUGAAAUCCGCAGCCAACGUAGGAGCUGGUUACAGGACACAGGAGAGUUUUUAAAAAUGGUUUCGAGCAUCUAUCUAUCUAUCUAUCUAUCUAUCUAUCUAUCUAUCUAUCUAUCUAUCUAUCUAUCUAUCUAUCUAUCUAUCUAUCUAUCUAUCUAUCUAUCUAUCUAUCUAUCUAUCUAUCUAUCUAUCUAUCGUUAUAAUAAUCAAUAAUCAAUCAUAUUGUUAAGAUACUGACCUUGAAACUCCUCCCUAAAGGGGCAAUAACAUGAGACAUCGAGACAUUUCACUCUUUUACCCAGUGUGCCACUUCUCUUUAAACAUACACUUGCUUGCUCCAGUAUGAAUUGUUUCUUCAGUGUUUCAAAAUAAGAGCAAAUCUAUAAGCAAGUAAUCAACACAGCCCUGUAAUAAAUGUUGGAUAUCUGACCAAUCAUUUGCAAAUCAAUUAAUGAGAAACUGAAGAUUGAGUCAGGAGAUAAAUUGAAAAGGAAAUGGGACUAUAUUCAAAAGUGAGAGGACAUGGUUUGACACCCCAACAGCUCAUGUGUGUAUUCAGAUAACAUUAGUAGAGCCUUUGUUAUUUGAGGAUGCAGUAGAGAGGUUGAAUGCACACAUUGAUGUUGUCCAAUAGGGGUCAAACUAGCUUCAAGCAGUGAUAUUAAAAUGUUUGGUAUUACCAUAUUUUGAACAGUUUAUAUAAUUGGAAACAUUAGUGCAACACUUGACCUGAUUUUAGUUUCACACAGUGAGUUACACAUCCAUCAGUAUCUCUCUGUGAAUGUGAUGAAUGGAGUCUCAUGUAUUCUGUUGAAAUUGUAUCUUGUUCUACACCUGUACUGAAACGUUUUGGAAGCAGAUGUACUCAGUUGUUUUGGUUUAGAAGUACAACUAUUUGUGUUUUGACCACACUCGCUGUGUGUCUCAUUUCCCCCUAGAUUAUAUUUGGAGACCUGACAAAGUUCAUGUGGCUGAGUUUCAUUGUCCUCAUUGGUUUUUCCACCUGUAAGUAUAUUCUGGGUAACAUGUACAAACAAGUCUGUAACCAUCACACAGUCUGUAAGGUGAUGUUUUAAACUUUUCCUCUUUUUUCCCCCCAUUAUUAUACACUUAAAUCUCUCAUUGCAGCUCUGUGGAUGGUGUACAUGACACAGGAGCCUGAGUCCAUUCCUGCAUAUCGCUCCUUCCCAGUCACCCUCUUCUCCCAGUUUGAGCUCAGUGUGGGUCUCAUAGAUCUGCCAGUAGACCACACUAUUGCCACCCCGCCGAUCGUCCAUGUACUACACUGUGCCUUCUCUGUGGUCUCCUACAUUCUGCUGCUGAAUCUGCUGAUAGCCAUGAUGAGUGACACACACUGGAGGGUGGCCCAGGAGAGAGAUGAGCUCUGGAGGACUCAGGUAAAAAGAAACUCCGCAGAAUGUCCUCAUUAUCUUGUCCCUGUGUAGUGCGAUGUCAUGGUUACGCCUGUUAUGAUGUUUUUCAGGUGGUAGCCACAACUUUAAUGCUGGAGAGAAGGCUGCCUCGCUGUCUGUGGCCUCGGCUCGGGGUGUGUGGGCUCAAUUAUGGUCUGAGAGAGCGUUGGUAUCUCAGGUAGGAAAUAACUGCAGCAUCAUGAAACAUGAAAGAAAUAAUAUUAAAUCUCUAAAUAGAUAUAUCUGAUUGAUUGUAUUAUUUUAGAUCUGCUUCAUGGUUCUAAAAGGGGCAUCCAUUCUUAGAAGAACUUAAUAUUUUUAUUUCAGUUUGUUAAAAUUCAGUCGGAGAAAAAUAUUAUGGCUUUUGUAGUGGUAGGUAAACUUUGUUGAGUCCCUACAAGUGCACUAGAAAUUUGUAUCAGACUGCAUCUUGACUUUCUAGUUAUAUAAUAUUAUAUAAUGAAGGUAGUGAAGGGCACAUCACAUCAGGAGAUGUUUCAUUAUGGUAAAUGCCAGACUUUCUUAAAGUUGAUCCAACUUUGUAAGCAGCAGCAAUGAUACAUCAGCUUCUUCUGUUUCAAUUUUUUAAAAUUUGCCUCUUUUGAAACCUUUUUUUUUAUAUGUAAUUUGGGAUCCUUUGUCAUCUGUCGUCCUUGCAGGGUUGAGGACAGAAAUGAUCCAAUGUUCCAAAAAAUGCGCCGGUACAUCAAAGCUUUCUCCAAAGAAGAUGAAAAGGAUGAAAAGACUGAUGCAACAAAGGGGUCAAUGUCAGGAACCCCCAAGCUGCGGCUCAAAAAUAGAGGUUAUAACAAGAGGAGGUCUCUUACAGGGUGGCAGAUGAUCCGCCACAGUGCUCUUGGUCUGGAGAUGGAGAUGGAGGAGACAGAGGAGGACCAGGACAUUAAAUAUGUCUGAGAAAAGACUCUGUCUUCACAUUGAGUGAUGAUGAAGUGUAAAAAAAACCCUGCAAUACUAGGACUGUAAUGGUUUUAUUUAUCUGUAUAGAUAAUGGUGCAAUUAUUCCUGCAGUAUUAUGCUAUAAA
Messenger RNA from Xyrichtys novacula (pearly razorfish), 6429 nucleotides. Lineage: Eukaryota; Metazoa; Chordata; Actinopteri; Labriformes; Labridae. The record is from the annotation of a GenBank genome assembly.